This is a messenger RNA of Andrographis paniculata, 1121 nucleotides long. RefSeq names its product protein LIFEGUARD 4-like. The record is from RefSeq and is a predicted model, not a curated record. Gene Ontology annotation, cellular component: membrane. Bases 274 to 990 code for a protein of 238 amino acids. NCBI's taxonomy places the organism in Eukaryota, Viridiplantae, Streptophyta, Magnoliopsida, Lamiales, Acanthaceae. The transcript is spliced from 4 exons.
UUCUGGAAGUCGUUAGACGACGACACGUGUCCUUUAACGUAAAUAUGACGUGACCCGCCGGUAUUCAGGAAGUUUCCUUGAUCUCUGUUUCUGUAAAUCCAUCCAAUUCGUACGGUUACAUAUAUAUACAUCAUACAUAUUGUGAGUCUAUAUUUCCCCCGCCGUCAAGUUAUCCGAAACGCUCAAAGUCUGCAAUCGUUAUAGACCAGAAAUCACAUCAGUGUUGAUUCGUUGCCUAUUGCGACAGGAAGUAGUUCCGGACUUGUUUCGAGGAUGUUUGCGAAGAACGACGUCGAAACAGGCCAACGGCCGCUGUACCCGACGAUGCUGGAGAGCCCCGAAUUGCGGUGGUCGUUUAUUCGGAAAGUGUAUUCGAUCAUCUGUGUUCAGUUGCUUCUCACGAUAGCGGUUGCCGCUGUUGUCAUCUCUGUUCAUCCGGUUAAGCACUUUUUUGCAGCUACUCGGGCUGGUUUGGUGCUUUACAUUGUUCUCAUAUUCGUUCCGCUUAUUGUGCUGUUCCCGUUACAUUACUAUCAUCAGAAGCAUCCAGUGAACUAUAUUCUCCUUAGUCUGUUCACAGUGUCGCUUGCGUUUGUCGUGGGAUUGGCGUGCGCGUUUACGAAGGGCAAAGUUAUCCUGUUGGCCGCCAUCUUAACAGCUGCUGUGGUAAUCAGUCUCACAAUGUACACCUUCUGGGCUGCAAGGAAAGGCAAAGAUUUCAGCUUCUUGGGACCUUUCCUGUUUGGUGCUCUCAUAGUUCUUUUGCUAUUUGCAUUUAUUCAGAUUUUAUUCCCUUUGGGAAAGAUAAGUGUGAUGAUCUAUGGUUGUUUGGCGGCCAUCAUCUUUUGUGGGUACAUAGUCUAUGACACUGAUAACCUGAUCAAGAGAUACAACUACGACGAGUAUAUUUGGGCAGCUGUGGCACUCUAUUUAGAUAUCAUCAACCUCUUCAUGGCUCUGUUGACUAUUUUCAGAGCUGCUGAUAGUUAGUUAGGCUUCAGAUAUUGUUAGCUUCUGGUUUCAAGUCGGAUAAUCACUUGUAAAUGAUUGAUAGCGGAGUGCUGUUUAGAAACACUGUCUUCAUCUUUAGUUGAGCAAUUAUGAUAAUACAUUACAUUUAG